This is a messenger RNA of Lotus japonicus, 1922 nucleotides long. Its product is annotated as GDT1-like protein 1, chloroplastic. The record is from RefSeq and is a predicted model, not a curated record. Gene Ontology annotation, cellular component: chloroplast thylakoid membrane; Golgi apparatus. Gene Ontology annotation, molecular function: manganese ion transmembrane transporter activity; calcium ion transmembrane transporter activity. Bases 124 to 1218 code for a protein of 364 amino acids. NCBI's taxonomy places the organism in Eukaryota, Viridiplantae, Streptophyta, Magnoliopsida, Fabales, Fabaceae. The transcript is spliced from 11 exons. Gene Ontology annotation, biological process: Golgi calcium ion transport; manganese ion transmembrane transport; Golgi calcium ion homeostasis.
UUGGUGAAUGGUUGCGCGGGGCUUAUCCAAUGAAUCGCGAAAGAGAGUGUGAAUGAGAGGCAUUAAGGAGCAUAAGCAAGCAACAAACGCAGUGGGAACUAAGUUGCACACAAUAGAAUAGAAAUGCAGGCACAUUUACACAGUUUGCUACGCCCACACUCACUCCCUUCGUUUCCAAAACCACUCACCUUCUCCUCCUCUUCUUCCAAGAAAAACCUCCCUCUGCAAUCUUCAACUUUCACCAGGCCUAUCUCCGCUUGCAUUUUCCGAAAUGUAUCCAAAUUGCGCAUGCUCCUUUCCCCUCCUCGCUGCAACCAACCACCGCGUUUUGAAAUUGAUCACAAGCUUCGCGGUACAACACAGGGAUUCACUCGUGUUUGCAAGAAUUCAGAAGAUGCUGGCAAAGCCAAUCCGGAAUCUUCUUCAGGAGAUAAUGGAUCCACCGGACUUCUCAAGUUUAUGCUGUUCUUCGCGUUCCUCACACUUCAAGACUCUCAUCCAGCAGCUGCUUCUGAUUUCGCCGCCGGUUUGAAUCCGAUUUCCAUUUUUGGAGAUUUCGGUGACAUAAGCACAGGUUUUGCUUCAGCCUUUCUGCUAAUCUUUUUCUCUGAACUGGGAGACAAGACCUUCUUCAUCGCAGCGCUCUUAGCUGCUAGGAAUUCAGCUGGUGUUGUUUUCGUUGGGACAUUUGGUGCACUUGCGGCAAUGACUCUCAUAUCUGUUGUUCUUGGACGAACUUUUCACUAUGUUGAUGAACUCUUGCCGUUCAGGUUUGGGGAAACUGAUUUACCUGUUGAUGACAUUGCUGCUGUUUGCCUUUUGGUGUACUUUGGGGUCUCUACCCUGCUGGAUGCCUCAUCUAGUGAUGGCCAAAAAUCAGAUGAUGAGCAAAAGGAGGCAGAGCUAGCUGUUUCGGAGUUCUCUGGAAAUGGUGCUGGGAUACUAGCUGCCGCUAGCACAGCUGCCAGCACUUUUCUCUUAGUCUUUGUUGCUGAAUGGGGUGAUAAAUCAUUUUUCUCUACGAUUGCCCUUGCAGCAGCUUCUUCACCCCCUGGAGUUAUAGCCGGAUCACUUGCUGGUCACGGUGUUGCAACUCUGCUAGCUGUACUUGGGGGCUCUUUACUGGGAACAUUUUUGUCAGAGAAGGUCAUUGCCUACAUCGGAGGUGUUCUCUUUCUGGUCUUCGCUGCAGUAACCUUAUUUGAAAUUGUGCAAUAGAGGUCAAAAGAUAUAAGCUCAGGGCUCUAUAUAAAGACAUCAAGAACUCACUGAUCUUCGGAGUUUUAUCCGUACUACCUUUGUAAAAUUUUGUUAAUGACAUCUACAGGAAAAAAAUCACAUUGUACUAGUAUCUCCUUCAGGAAUAGUUGAUCUACCUUUCAUAGCAACCCUCAUAAAUUAUGCCCUGUUAAUUAUUGUAAAAUUUGUUGUUUUAUUUUAAACAAAUGAUGUCGCAUUUUUUUAAAUUUAUAAACAAGAGGUGCAAAUGCCUAACUAUAAAGGUUAAUGGAUGUUUGGAACAAUGUUGAUUGCUUUCAAACAUGGGUUUACACUAUAAAUGCAGUUAAUAUGAAAAUUGGGGUAUGGUUAUUUAUCAAGCAGGAAUAUAUAUGUAUCAACUGUGUCAGACAUGGGUUACUAAUUGUAACAUGCAGGCCUAAUGCACCUUUUCAAUGAGGCUUGAACUUGGCCAUCUUGGAAAGCUUAUCAACUGCCUCUAUCAAAUGGUCAACCCUUGCCACAAACUCGACCAGUGAGGAAAUGAAGUUGGCCAGUGACAGGGCUGCGGUACUCUCCAAGGCUCUCAUCCUAGGUAACAACUCUGUGGUUGUCCCUAUAUUCUCUUCAAAGGCUCCCACUUCACUACAUGGCCAAGAAUAUUGUCUUCUCAACUGUUUCCUCAUUGAUUGUUCUGGUGGUAU